Cokeromyces recurvatus is the source of this 1634-nucleotide messenger RNA. Its product is annotated as rhomboid family-domain-containing protein. The record is from RefSeq and is a predicted model, not a curated record. Gene Ontology annotation, molecular function: serine-type endopeptidase activity. Gene Ontology annotation, cellular component: membrane. Gene Ontology annotation, biological process: proteolysis. Lineage: Eukaryota; Fungi; Mucoromycota; Mucoromycetes; Mucorales; Mucoraceae. The transcript is spliced from 3 exons. Bases 37 to 1467 code for a protein of 476 amino acids.
AAAAAAAAAAAAAAGUACUUUUCUUUUAUAUAAUAAAUGAUAAAUAAGACAAAUACGGAUGAUACUCAUGCUCAAUCUUAUUUUGUUAGCUCACCAUCUUUAAAUAAUAACUCAAUGCCAUCUUCAAAUACUCCAUUUCAAGAACAUUUAAAUGAGUGGGAUUCACAUGAAAUGCAUCAACGUCAUGUACAUGGUUUUCAAAAAGCGCAUUCAGCCGAUUCCCCACCUAUAAAUAUACCUACUACUAAUAAUGAAGCAUAUUAUUCACCAGCACCAACACCAGCACCAGCAGUUUCCCCUUAUUAUAAUACAGGACAACAACCUUAUUAUAACACUGGACAACAGCCUUAUUAUCCUAACACUGGACAGCAGCCUUAUUACUACUACAACAACAACAACAAUAAUAAUAAUAUCGGAUUAACAUCACCUCCAACUCAACAAUAUCAUGAUUCACAACCUAUGAUAGGACAACAGUAUCCGUUAAUACAAACCCAAUCAAUAGAACAAAAUCAACUUUAUACUAAUCGAAAUCUAUUUUUAAGGUUCUUUAUUGGACCUGUUCGAUCUGCUUAUUUUAGUUAUAUAUCAGCUAUGGCUAUGGCUGGUGCCUUAAUUUUUGAAUUCGUACGAUAUCAUCAAUUAACAGGCAGAAUAAUCGAAACAAAUCCAUUUAAUCCAAUGAUAGGUCCUAGUUUUCAAGUGUUAGUCAAUAUAGGCGCACGAUUUACUCCAUGUAUUCGAUCUAUACCAAGUUUUCCAUCAACAACAACUAUCGGAAAUUGUUAUAAACUUCAGAGUGAUACCUGUACGUUAGAGCAAUUAUGUGGUUUUAAUGGCUUUAGUCAUGGUGAUACACCUGACCAAAGCUUUCGUUUUGUUUUACCUAUAUUUUUACAUGCGGGCGUUAUUCAUUAUCUUAUCAAUAUGCUUACUCAUCUAAGGCUUGGCGUUGAUUUAGAAAGAUCAUUGGGUACUGUACGUUAUAUGGUCCUCUAUAUGGCUUCAGGUAUUUGGGGCUUCGUGCUAUCAGCUAUGUUUUCCCCAAAUUUAACUGCCUCUAUGGGUUGUUCAGGUGCUUUAUUUGGUUUGAUUGGAUACAUGUUUAUUGAUGUUUUAGUAAAUUGGAAAUUAUUACCGCAUCCCGUACGUGAUUUGAUAAGCUUAUUCAUCUCUACCAUUAUUUCACUUGCCCUUGGUCUAUUACCCGGUCUUGAUAAUUUUGCUCAUAUUGGCGGAUUUGCAGUUGGUCUUUCUAUGGGUAUGAUGAUUGCGCCCAUGCGGCCAUUGGCUUCUAAAAGAAGAAAAAUUGUUACUUGGAUAUUAAGAUUAGUGGCUUUAGCUAUAGUAGCAGUUCUAUAUAUUGUAUCUAUUCGUGAAUUUUACUCAGCCAAAGAUCCGAGCAAAAUAUGUCCAAAUUGUAAAUAUUUAUCUUGUUUACCAGUGUACAAUUGGUGUGAUCCAAUCUAAAAAAGCAUAUCAAAUACAAUACUUAUUAGUAAUAUAUAUCUAUCUAUAUAUAAAAGGUGCAUGUCUUGAUAUUAUUUUGUGACAUGUUAUCUUCAAUAAUUGUAAUGACACAACACUAUUUAUCAGAUUUUUAUUUGUUUAUAAAUACAAGCUAUUUUUUUUUUUUU